This is a messenger RNA of Didymodactylos carnosus, 2367 nucleotides long. NCBI's taxonomy places the organism in Eukaryota, Metazoa, Rotifera, Eurotatoria, Philodinida, Philodinidae. The record is from the annotation of a GenBank genome assembly.
AUGGCAUCAUCCUCGUCUUAUUUACAUCCUAUGUCUGGGACAUCUCCAUCUUAUUUACAUAUGGCCUCAUCGACCUAUUUACAUAAUAUGGCCCCGCCUGGAACUAAACAAUGGACAUCUGUGGCAUCUUCACAACAACAGCAGCAGCAACAACAACAGAUGAAUAAUUCAACAACGAAUAAACAACAACAUCCAUCUCAGCAGUCAUCACAAUUACAGACGCUAGAUGGUUUAACGAAUCAUUUAAAUCAAAACGGUUUAAUAAAUAGUUUAACAUCAUCGACAUCUCAAAUACAACUGGAGAAAAAUUUCGAAUUACAACAGGAAGAUUUCCCUCCAUUGCCUAAAAGUGCAACGAUAUCGCAAAAUCAGGAUUCGACAACAACAGUUUCUUCACAGCAAACAUCAAAUAAUUUAUUACCAUCAGUCACUUCUUCAUCAUCCUCAUCUCAACAUCCAUUUAGUAAUUACUCCUCGACAUCUUCGAACUCUUUAAAUGGUUUCGCGUCAUUGAAUGAUUUAAAACAAUUGCAACAACAACAAUCUUCUCAACUACAAUCCUCAUCGUCUUAUCAUCAUACAUCGUCGUCACCUAGUCCUACGAUAUUUAAAUCAUCCGUCGAUCAAAUGAAUACUCUUUUAAAUCGUCAACAAUCGAUUCCUGCAUCUCAGAAUAUAUCAUCAUUGUCAAAUUCUCAACAUCCACAAUAUAUGAAACAGUUAUCGCAUCAACCGUCAGGUUCAGUUUCAUCGUCAACUUCAAAUUCUUCAUCAUCAACUUCGGCUGGAUUUGCUGCUCUUUUAGCAGUACAUCAAGCUCAUGCUGCUCAGCAACAACAACAACAAAAUUCAUCAAAUACAACUUUAACAUCAGGCCAGACGACGGCAGGUGUGAUUGGUAGUAACGGGACGGCAACGACAACAUCCGGGCAAACAAGUAACAGUGGAAGUGUAACGAGUGGUAAUACUUUACCGUCUUCAACAAUUACCGAUCAAUAUGGUCUGGUGGGUUUGUUACAAAUUAUUCAACAAGCAGAAAAAGAUCCAGUUGCAUCAACUUUAUUGAAUUGUGAUCUUACAACAUUGGGUCUUAGUAAGUUGUUUAAGUUGUUUAAGUUGUUUAAUCAAACUGAUUUAUAUCCAUCGUUUAUAUCUCCCUUUGUCGAUCAACAAGCUCGUCCGCAUGAAAUCGAUUAUCAAGUACCAUAUGAAUAUCAGAUGGGAAUACAAAUUCGAGAUAAACUACCACAAGUGAAAUUUGAUCAAUUAAAUGAAGAUACUCUAUUUUUUCUAUUUUAUCUAUUUGGAAAUGAUUAUAUUCAAAUAUCAGCUGCCAAUGAAUUAUAUCGUCGUGAUUGGAGGUAUCAUAAAGAUGAACGUAUAUGGUUAACUCGAAUUAAAAAUAUCAUGCCCGAUCAGAAAUUUGAAACUUAUGAAACUGGCGUGUAUUGUGUAUUUGAUGUACCACUAUGGAGAAAAACACACAAAUCAAUGAGAAUCGACUAUGAAAAAUUAGAUGACAGCAUGUCUCGUUUAUAUUGUUUUGGUUGUCGCUUAUCGGUGAUAACCAGUUUAAGUUGUUUAUUGAAUAUUAUUUUAACAAUUUUAUUUUUUCAAUGGUUUACAAAAAAACCACUCAUAAUUCCGUCCUCAUCGAUUCUUUUCGAUUUUUCACAAUUAUUAAAUCACACAACAAUAGAAACAAAUAAUCAGUAUGGUUAUGUGCUAUUAUCAUGUUCAGCCUAUUCAUUUAGUCUCGCUUAUUGUUACUAUUUACCUUUCACAAGUUUAACAUGGCGACGUAUUGGCUAUGAACCAAUAAUAUUAUUACAUGGUUUGGAAAAUUUACCGACAUCAUCAUUAUCUGAAAUGAUGCAAGCGUUAAAUCAUUUACAACUGAAACAUUAUUUUAUUCAUACAAAGACUAAAUUUGAUAAAGAAGUAUUAUCGAUAUCUUAUAGUCAAAUAUCAAGAUUAUUUGGUGGUUAUUUAGAAGACAAAUAUUUAAAAAACGAUGAUUUUCUAAUUAUAUCAGAUGCUGAUUUAUUACCGAUUAAUAUAAAAUUAUUUAAUCCCAAUCCAACGUCAGAUAUUUUAAUUGUAAAUGCAUUUUGUUGUUUAUCAGAAGAAUUAAUCUUUAAAAAUGUUUCCUAUCCUUAUUAUCCAAUAUCGUAUAUCGGAAUGAAAAAAAGAUUAUGGAAACAAGUUGUUGAUUUAACAAAUUCAUCGUGUUUCGACGAAAAACAUAAGAAGUUAACAAUGUCUACCAUUACAUGCUAUUUAAAUUUUAAAAUGAACAUAACAAUUCAAACAAAAGUUAGAAAAAAGCCCCCGCUCUGGGAUAUUGAUCAACGGUUAAUCAGGUGA